Stegodyphus dumicola is the source of this 462-nucleotide messenger RNA. Its product is annotated as histone-lysine N-methyltransferase SETMAR-like. Gene Ontology annotation, molecular function: nucleic acid binding. Lineage: Eukaryota; Metazoa; Arthropoda; Arachnida; Araneae; Eresidae. The record is from RefSeq and is a predicted model, not a curated record.
AUGGAGUGGAUCAUCACAGGUGAUGAGAUCUGGUGCAAUCACUACGAGCCAGAGACAAAGCAGUGCAUGCAGUGGAAGCAUGCAUCAUCACCUCCCCCUAAAAAGUUCAAAGCCGUGCCAUCAGCAGGCAAGGUAUUGCUCACCAUCUUUUUUGAUGUUCAAGGUUCGCUACUUGUGGAAUUCCUCGAGCACAGAAAAACCAUUAACUCCGAUGUGUACUGUGAGACACUUCGACGCCUAUGCAGAUCCAUCAAGAACAAAAGACCAGGGCUGCUCAGGGAAGGUGUGGUUGUGCUCCAUGAUAACGUGCGUCCACAUGUCUCCAGAGUCACACACAUGGAACUGGCCAAGUUCAAGUGGGAGACGUUGAACCACCCGCCCUACAGUCCUGACAUGUCGCUCUGCGAUUUCCAUGUGUUUGGUCCACUGAAGAAACACCUGAAGGGGAAGCGCUUCAACUAG